Staurois parvus is the source of this 327-nucleotide messenger RNA. Lineage: Eukaryota; Metazoa; Chordata; Amphibia; Anura; Ranidae. The record is from the annotation of a GenBank genome assembly.
AAUUCUGCAAGUGGUUCUGAUUUAUUAUCGCUGUUUUCUAGCUGGUCUAAAACCGCUUUUGACCUAAAGGGGCGCUUUUUGGACGCCAUGGACGUUUCUCAGUUUCCAGGCAGAAAGAACAGUAAAAAUGCAGGCAGGGCACAGGACAAAGCACUCGGGACAAAAUGUAUGUGAAAUGGUUUGAUACAUGAAUGUCACUUUUUGUCAUUUUUUUAAUUUCCCGCCGUUCCGUCCCCCGUAUGUCCCGACGCUCACAGGGGACGGAACCCAGAAGACAGAUGCCGACAUCCGCGGAUUACAUUGCCGGGGACACUGCAGGAGGGACAU